AAACUGCUUCAUUCGACCAACCUCAACAAAUGAUUCACGCUCAACUAACGCAACCUUUGGGUCUAACAGUGAAGAAAUCCUGCUUGAUACAGGGGACAGCUGAAUGAUCUGACAGAUUCUGAUGGGCCACUUGACGCCCGAUGCGCAUGUGACCCAGCACCAUUGACCACCAAGUCGCUUGCACUUGAUUUCCGUCCCCAGCUAGACGUCCAGUGAGACGCUGGAGCAGCCAAUAUGACAACCUCCGCAAUCUUCGAGAAGCUGGCAUUGCACGCGCCUCAUCUGUCAGGCCGAUAUGCGAUCCCUGCCUUGCCCGCCUUCAUUUACGGAACGGCAUGGAAAAAAGAAGCCACAGCUGACCUGGUCUACCAGGCCCUCUGCAACGGUUUCACAGCCAUUGAUACUGCUGCUCAACCCAAACACUACCGAGAAGAUUUGGUCGCCGCUGGGAUAUCAAGAGCAAUCAAAGAUGGCAAGAUCAAACGAUCUGAAGUCUACAUCCAGACCAAGUUCACCAGCGUGGGAGGUCAAGAUCCAGAGAAUAUGCCCUAUGACCCCAACAGUCCGCUUCCAGAGCAAGUGAAUGCAUCGGUCAUGUCGUCCCUGAAGAACUUCAACUUUGCAGACGUGGUCAAGGGGGACGACACGGCAGAGCCAUACAUCGACACGCUCGUCCUACAUUCACCUAUGGCGACCAUCAGUGAGACCUUGGAAGUCUGGCAGACGUUGGAGCAGUAUGUGCCCAACGAGAUCCGGAACCUGGGCAUAUCCAACUGCAACCUGUUCACCCUGAUGGACAUCUACGAGCGCGCGCGCAUCAAGCCGAGCGUGGUGCAGAAUCGCUUUUAUCGGAACGCCAAGUUUGACAUUGGAGUGCGUCAAUUCUGUCGAGAGCAGCAGAUUGUGUAUCAGAGCUUCUGGACAUUGUCGGCCAAUCCGACACUCGUCUGGUCGACUGAAGCGGGUGCUUUGGCAAACCAGCUGGGCAUCAGCCCACAUUCCGCCUUGUACUGUUUGGUACUGGGAUUGGGGAAUGUGACGGUCCUCAAUGGGACAAAGAGCGCUCUGCACAUGCAGGAGGAUUGGAGAGCUGUGCAAGUGGUGAAGGAUUUCGCGCAAGCUCACCCUGAAGAAUGGGACAAGAAAAUGACGGGAUUCCGAGCACUGAUCGGACAACCCAAGCCUUAGGCCUGAGGAUACCUCAUCGGGAUGGUAGCGGAUCGCGAUGGCCCCCAGGAGCCCAAUAUUGAGACAGUACUCAGCUUGGUUAGCAUGGAGGAGAGUUUCCCUCGUGAUCCGCAAGGCUGGACUGAAUGGUCGGGAACUGGGCUGUGGAGCGAAGAGAGUCAGCCGCCUGGUUGGUUGGGCGCAGUUAGCACAGUUAAACACAGUUAAGCGCAC
Messenger RNA from Cladophialophora immunda, 1401 nucleotides. RefSeq lists its product as uncharacterized. Gene Ontology annotation, cellular component: cytosol. Bases 235 to 1188 code for a protein of 317 amino acids. The record is from RefSeq and is a predicted model, not a curated record. The transcript has a single exon. Gene Ontology annotation, molecular function: aldose reductase (NADPH) activity. Lineage: Eukaryota; Fungi; Ascomycota; Eurotiomycetes; Chaetothyriales; Herpotrichiellaceae.